Molecule: messenger RNA, 2286 nt
Organism: Dromiciops gliroides (monito del monte)
Lineage: Eukaryota; Metazoa; Chordata; Mammalia; Microbiotheria; Microbiotheriidae
Gene: RETREG2
Product: reticulophagy regulator family member 2
Exons: 9
Coding region: 57-1679 (540 amino acids)
Source: RefSeq, a predicted model, not a curated record
CCCCGGCGGCGGCCGCGCAGCUCGGGCUCGCUCCGAGCGGCAGCUGCUGCUGGGCCAUGGCGAGCGGCGGCGGCGGCGGCGGCGGCGGCCUGAGCCCGGGCUCGGGCUCGGGCCUGGGGCUGGGCGUGGGACUGGGUCUCAGCCUGGCUAUGGGCGAGGCGACGGCCGAGGCGGAGGAGAAGGCGGCGGCCGAGGCGGUGGGGCGUCUGGCCACGGCGCUGUGGCUGCGGCUCCGGGGCUGGGAGGCGGCGCUGGCGGCGGCGCAGCGGCUGCUGGUGUGGGAGAGGCCUCUGCACAGCUUCGUCUUGGCCGCCGCGAUCAACGGCCUCUUCUGGUUGCUGUCCUCCUCGUCCCUUCGGCCCUUCUUCCUCCUCAGCAUCUCCCUUUUGGGCUACUUGCUGCUGGAUCUCUGGCAGCCCCACUUCCUGGCUGACUUUUCAGCUUCAACCCCAGAAGAGACACACUCUGACAGUGAGGGUGCAGGGCCAGGCGCCCGGCCUCAUCUGCUGAGUGUGCCUGAGUUGUGCCGCUACCUGGCUGAGAGCUGGCUCACCUUCCAGAUUCAUCUUCAGGAGCUGCUUCAGUACAAGAGACAGAACCCAGCCCAGUUCUGUGCUCGAGUAUGCUCUGGUUGUGCAGUGCUGGCCAUGCUGGGACACUACGUUCCAGGGAUUAUGAUAUCCUACAUUGUGUUGCUGAGUAUCCUGCUGUGGCCCCUGGUCGUUUAUCACGAGCUGAUCCAGAGGAUGUACACCCGGCUGGAGCCCCUGCUCAUGCAGCUAGACUACAGCAUGAAAGCUGAGGCCCUGCAUCACAAACACGACAAGAAGAAGCGGCAGAUGAGGAGCAUGCCCCCGGGAGGUGAUGAACCAACAGCAGAGACGGAGAGUGAAAGUGAGGCAGAGCUAGCUGGCUUCUCCCCAGUGGUAGACGUGAAGAAAACAGCGCUUGCCUUGGCUAUUACAGACUCAGAACUAUCAGAUGAAGAGGCCUCAAUUUUGGAGAGCGGUGGCUUCUCUGUAUCUCGAGCCACUACUCCACAGCUGACAGAUGUCUCUGAGGAUCUGGACCAGCAGAGCUUGCCAAGUGAGCCAGAGGAGACAUUGAGCAGGGAUCUUGGAGAAGGAGAAGAAACAGAAUUGGCUCCUUCUGAGGAGCUGCUGGACCACGAACAUGCCCUUUCAAAACAGGCACUGGACUCUGAGGAGGAAGAGGAGGUGGCAGCCAAGGGGACCUUGCUUCAACUCACUUCGCCACUGCACUUUGUGAACACGCACUUCAAUGGAGCAGGGUCCCCCAGCGCUGGGAUCAGGGCUCCCCUCGGGGGAUCAAUGGAGUCACUUAGCCCUGAGCUAGCAAGUGAUUCCCUCAACACUGUGCCCAGCCCCCUGGCAGCCCCACUUUGCCAUGCUGAAAGCAGCAAAGUUCCCUCCCCUCCAGUCCUCCUGCCUAUUCCCCAGGACUGUGCCCUGCCUACCCAUGCCCCUGGGGAGGAGGAGGAGACACUGACCUCUGAGGACUUUGAGUUACUGGAUCAAAGGGAGUUGGAGCAGCUGGAGGUGGAGCUGGGAUUGGGGCCAGGCACACCCCCAGAACCCCCUGAUGCUCCACCCCCCAUUCCUGAUGCUCCACUUCCUGCACUGCCAGACCAAAAGGCUGGGGCUACUGUGGAACCCUGAGUCAGCUAGGGGGUGGGGAGAGAGGCUGAAGGGGGAGGCAGGCACAGGUUUGGCUGGUGAGCUGAGGGUGCAGCUGUUCUUCCUCCUGGUCCCACUGCAUUAGGCAGGGAGUGGAACAGUGAAGCAGGGGCCAUUCCACCCUCCAUCCUGCCUGCAACUGGGCCUCAAGUUGGUUUUAAGUUUGUAAAUAAAUUUCCAUUGGGGUUAGUGGACACAUGCAGGACCAUGGAAGCCCUGCCUGCAGCCUAUCACUCGCCUCCCUCCUUCCCCCUCGUUAUUCUCCCUCUCACCUCAGUGGGCUCCUAACCCUUUCCCUUCCAGCCUCAGGGACCUGUGCUGCUCUGCUCCAGUGUCCCGCCGAGUUGUUUAGUUAAGGCACUUUACCAAUUUCCUCUCUUUCCUGCUCCCCUCUGUGCUCUCUUUCCCUGUUGUCUUCAUCUUACAGCUAGGCUGCUCUGCCCCAGCUCCCUCCCCAUAACAGGCACUAGCUGAACUGGGGAGGUUCCUGUUUGGAGAUAGGGGAUGGGGAGGGGGGAACAGGGAAUUCAUAGCACAUACACCAGCACUGGGGUUGGAUGAGCACAAAGCCUGGCUUUAAGCUGACUGG